This is a messenger RNA of Sturnus vulgaris (Common starling), 1091 nucleotides long. The record is from RefSeq and is a predicted model, not a curated record. Lineage: Eukaryota; Metazoa; Chordata; Aves; Passeriformes; Sturnidae.
AUGGGUUCCAGUAAUUCAAGAGUCAUCCAAACACCAACAAAUAUAAAUCUAUCUGUUGGAGACUACACUGAAAUCACCUGCAUUUGGGAAAAAGCUAUUGAGAGGUAUAGAGCAAGCUGGUAUUUUGUUAGUAAAGAGAACAUCACUAAAAAUAUAUCAUCACAACUUUUCUAUUCGGCCAACACCACCCAUGAAAACAAGGAUGUGCUAGUCAUCAAAUCUGCCAGUCUAAACGACACUGGAUUUUACUACUGUGAGAUAAUUAUCGAAAUACCUGUCCUUAAGAAACUACUUGGAAAUGGGACAACAGUGAUUGUUGAAGAGAAAGCAGCUCACCCACUGGAAAGGAGAUAUUUGGAAGCAUGGGGCGUCCUUCUUUUUUUAGUGGCAGCAGGAAGCUUGUAUCUUUGCUACAAAAAGAAACAGCUCUCCACCCUAUCUGGUGCUGCACAGCUUCCUGUGCUGACAGGACAGCAUGAGCAGGAGCAGAUGCUCGAGAUGGAAGAGCUUCACGGGAGAAACGAAUCCACCAGGGAAGCAGCUGAGGAAAACUCAACAUGUAAUUCUGUAGAAUGGGCUGUGUCUACGCUUUAUGAAUCACCUGAAAUUUUUUGCAAUGAAUCAAGAGGAAAAGAUGACAAAUCCACUGCGACUAUUGUAUCCAAUGGAGCAGAUGAGCAAAUUCCACAAACUAGGGCAGCUGAAAAGUCUAGAAUGAGACAAGAAUCUGUCAUCUACUCUUACAUUCAGAACUAAACAAAAUAUGGCUAAAUAACUGUGAAACUGAAAAAUAUGAUAAUUUGCUGCUGCAAGAUGGAUUACGUGUUUCCUGUCAAAAGCUUGUCAGUGGGAAAAUAUACAAGAAAAACAGUUAAUUCUAAGCAGUUUUUGAAUGUUUUGUCACUAACAAAACAUUCUAAGGAGUCUCUGAAUUUGGAGGAUAAUAUCAUUUAGAGGACUGUCUUCAGCUCUUCCUCUGGUAUCCAGAAGCACUGUGUUAUCAUGCUUUGAAAAAUACUUCUGGACUGAAGAACAUUCUCCAACAAGAGCGUUUCUUCAGGAAGCCCAUGUAUGAAUAGGAGACGGUAGAG